Mya arenaria is the source of this 34395-nucleotide messenger RNA. RefSeq names its product microtubule-actin cross-linking factor 1, isoforms 1/2/3/4-like. Lineage: Eukaryota; Metazoa; Mollusca; Bivalvia; Myida; Myidae. The coding region runs from base 171 to 32327 and encodes 10718 amino acids. The record is from RefSeq and is a predicted model, not a curated record. Gene Ontology annotation, molecular function: calcium ion binding; structural molecule activity; microtubule binding. Gene Ontology annotation, biological process: intermediate filament cytoskeleton organization; wound healing. Gene Ontology annotation, cellular component: cytoplasm; membrane; cytoskeleton. The transcript has 88 exons.
GCCAUAUUGUGUAGUGUGGAGAAAUGUUCUAAGAAUCAAGCAGAACUAAAUUGUUUAUAUUCACGUAAAUAUUGGGCUAUCUGUCUCGUACAGUGUUUCUGAAUGGCUGAUGACGACGCCACUUUAAACCACCAUUCCACAUUCAACGGUGAGUGACACAAGGGCCGACCAUGUCACAUGACCCGGAGUACUACUUUAAGCAGUAUGGCCUUCCCGGCAUCGAGGAUGUGUCAAUCAACAUGCUGCAACUUGACCCUGCGGAUCGCGCUGUGCACAGGAUUGCAGAUCAGAGAGAUGCUGUGCAGAAGAAGACAUUCACAAAGUGGGUCAACAAACAUCUGCUGAAGGCUGGUCGGCGUAUUGUGGACCUAUUUGAGGGUUUUAAAGAUGGCCACAACCUGCUGUCACUGCUGGAGGUCCUCUCUGGAGAAACGCUGCCGCGUGAGCGAGGCCGGAUGAAGUUUCACCAGAUACAAAAUGUUCAGAUAGCCCUCGAGUUUCUCCGCAAGAAAGGGAUCCGACUUGUCAACAUCCGAUCAGACGAGAUCGUAGACGGGAAUCCCAAACUGACCCUUGGCCUCGUGUGGACCAUUAUUCUGCAUUUUCAGAUUUCGGAUGUGGUUGUGCCAGGCCAGCCAGAGGACAUCACAGCAAAGGAGGCUCUGUUGCUAUGGUCGCGCCGUACAACUGACGGGUACCCAGGUGUCCAUGUGCGAGACUUUCACCAGAGCUGGCAGGAUGGACGCGCGUUCCUCUCCAUCAUACACAGAAAUAGACCAGCCCUUAUUGAUUUUCGACGUGUUCCGUCGCAGACAAACAGACAGAACCUAGAGCUUGCCUUCUCGAUUGCCGAGAGGGAGUUUGGGGUCACAAGAUUGCUCGACCCUGAAGAUGUGGAUGUGCCAAAGCCGGAUGAGAAGUCCAUCAUCACUUAUGUUUCCUCCUUGUAUGACGUGUUCCCGGACGUCCCCUCCGUGGAACAGUCUCUCAAGGACAAUGAACGUCAGUUGAAGUCUGAUGAGUACAAGGAAUUGGCUGUCCCCCUGGUUUCUUGGCUACAGGAGAUGAUAAUGCUCAUGGCACAGAGAAAUUUCCCCACCACACUCAUUGAAAUGAAGUCAUUACUUUCCGACAUGAAUAGGUUCAAAAUUGAGGAUGUCCCCCCUCGAUUGGAAAUGCGCAAAAGGGCACUCCGACUUUUCGAUGAUAUCCAGGCUUCAGGGGCGUCCCACCUUGGAGCUGAAGAUGAACUUUACCCAGACAACAUCAACAGGCUGUGGCAUCGUUUUGAGAACUCCCUUCAAGAACGAGAGAGGGCAGUUCAACAGGAACUUGUCAGAUUAGAGAGACUACAGCGUCUAGCUGAGAAGAUACACAGAGAGUCGAAACACAGCGAGGACAGCCUGACAGACAUAGAACGUCGUAUCAAGGAGGAGGAGCGACGCGUUGAAUCCCUCCACCCAUUCGAGGCAAAGCGAAACUGUGAUGCCUUGGACCGCGCUUUGGGAAAUAUCGAGGAUAAUGUGCGGACAUUACUGAGGGACGCACAGGCCCUCCAGGAUGGCAGAUAUGCUAAUUCUGACAAUAUUUAUAGACGGGUAUCAGCGCUACAAACACGCACUUCCCAGCUGAGAACGGAACUAUACAAUAGUGUUAUACAAAAAGUGAUUUCAAAAUCUUAUGUGGAAGAAGGAAUAACCACGACACGUAAACGUGAGGUUGUGACCGAAGUAAGACUAGUGGAAAGUAACCCUGCGUUCAGGCAUGUGCAACAUUGUUUGAACUGGAUAGAGGCUAAGCAAAAGGCACUUGAAGCGCCAGAUUUCGGGUCAGAUAUGGCGGGCGCUCAGGCGUGUCAUGAAAUGUGUCACCAGGAGCAUUCAGAGAUAACGGGAUUUAAGAAAGAGAUUGAUAAGUGUAUACAUGAUAGGCAAAACUUAGGUAGAGAUGAACAAGGCCUGUACACAGAAUGGCUUUCCAAGGUGGAAGUGGCUUACUCGCUGUUACAUAACAACUCCAGUCGACGUGUGAAGUCAAGUGAAUCCCUUAUAGACUUCCUCCAAGCUGCCACACAGGAAUUGAUGUGGUUGAACGAGCGAGAGGAGGCGGAGGUUACGCGGGAUUGGAGCUCCAGUCGACUUAACGUCCCCGCAGUCGAGGAGUUCUACAAGAACCUUCUACAUGAGAUGAAGGCCCGGGAGAGUCAGUUUAACUCUGUCCAAGAUCGGGGUAACUCCAUGGUGCUGGACAGACAUCCCGCUGCCAGGACUGUCGAGGCGUACAUGGGAGAGAUGCAGUCCCAGUGGUCGUGGCUUCUCCAGCUGUCCGUCUGUCUGGAGGCUCAUGUGAAACAUACCUCCUCUUUCUAUCAGUACUUUGCCGAGUGUCAGGAGUGUGAACAGUGGAUGUCACGUCAGUCCGACUCCAUCAACAUUCGCUACAGUGACGAGAACCAGUCUGUCGAGACGCUACAGAAUCUGCUCCGAGAACUUCAGGAGCUUGCAGAUCAAGUGUCUGAAUAUGACCGACGUGUAUCGUCUCUCGCUACGCGCAGUCGUGAUAUCAUCCCCCUGAAACAACGAGGACAGCCUGUGUUCUCUGAACUUAGAUGUAGAUGCUUGUGUAUAUAUAAACAACCUCCGAUGAAGCUGACUAAAGGCGAAGAAGUCACCUUGUUAGAUAAUAGUCAGAAAAUACGAUGGAGGGUUCGCACCUCCAGUGGACAAGAGGACCUGGUUCCCUCUGUAUGUAUUGUCAUUCCCCCACCCAACUACGAGGCUAUAGAAUAUGCCGAUAGACUAAAAAUUCAGCUAGACCAUCUACAAAGCUUGCUUCGACUCCGCAAGCGAAAACUUCGCCAGAACAUGGUUCUUGGCACAGUACAGCUCAUCAGAGGCUGGGAUCUGGCCCAGUUUCAAACCCUUGACCCCCUCAGACGUGAGGCCCUGCUGCGGGCCCUUAAUGAGGAUGCAACCAAGUUGAUUGCCGAGGUGGGGGAGGGGGAUCGAGAAAUGAGACUAUUGAGAGACCGUCUCGCAGACUGUAACCAGCAUUUCCAGAACCUCACAGACACAGCAAAUGAAGAUGAGAUGCGUAAAACUCGUGGGCCAGACAAGGAGUUCCUACAGAAGCUUGACUCAGUGAGCUACCAGUUGUCAUCACUGGACCAGGACAUUCAGACCAGAGUGCAGCAGCCGGUUCCCCACACCCGCCCUGCCCUGGAUAAGUCAAACAAGCAACAAGAGGACUGGGAGCGCGCCCUACAAAACCAAGAGUCUGCGGUGGAACAACUUCAGGCCAGGUACCAGAACCUGGGAAGCAGUUCCCCACAGGCUGAUGCCAAGAUGAGCUUCAUCAGUGAUAAAUGGCAGGCUAUGAUCACACUUGGAAGUACAUAUGCUGAAAGGUUGAAGCUGCUGGACGGAUGUAUCAGCAAGCAGGAUGGCUUGGCUAGUUUCCUCUCUGACCAGGAAGUGGCCCUGGCAUCACAGAAGGGCAUGAACUCUGACCCCACAGCCCUUCGGGGCCAGCUGAGUGACCUACAGUCCAUGAAGUCAGCCCUGGAGCAAAGGCAGUCGACCAUGGACAGUCUGAGAUCAGAUGUCAACAAUCUCCGGGUGGCGGUGGAACAAAGCCGUCCAGAAUCAACACGGCAACAUGACGUUGACGACAUGGAGAAACGCAUUUCAGAACUGGCUGCUAGGUGGAAUACUGUGAAAGACCAGCUUGAGGAGAGGAUUGCAAGCCUGGAAGAAGGAGGUGACACGCUCGUCAGCUACAGUAACGGUGUUCGUGAUGAGGAACAGUUUGUAGCCGAGACUCAGUCCAAGAUCAAUGCCCAGCCGCAGGUGAACGGCGAUGUUGAUCAGGCAAAGAAACUACUCAACCCAACUAUGGCAAUAUACAACUCCCUGGGUGAACACCAGCACCAGGUUGAGGCUGUAAACCGACAUGGCGGCCAGUAUAUCCGAGAGGCAAAGAUCUACGAGAAAAAGCUGCAGCAGUACCAGGAGCUGGUUCAGGGCCCAACAAGCACCACCGGACCCGAAGGAGUGAGAAAAAGGGCUCGUCGGGCCACAGGAGCUGAAACAGUCAGGAACGAUCUAGACAAUCUGAACAGACAGUAUGUAGAUCAAGUCCUGUGGGCGAACAGACGCCUCCAGGAGAUCAAAGAUGUCUUCACCGAACAUGGCAUUGAUGUGCAGUUACCAGUGCUGGUGACAGACAGGGUCCCUUUGUUGAGGACAUUUCGUGCAGAGCUCACCAAGCGCUCUUCAAUGCUGGUCGAUGAAGACAUGCAGGAAUAUUUCGAACAACUUGCUGACUAUGAGGGCUACGGAGGCCUACAGGCAAUGGGCAAAACUGGGCAGACGUUUGGUAGUCAGACUGCUGUGAAUAUCAACAGAGUUCCGGAAACUACUACACGAGUAUCAGUCUCCGCAACCAUGACACCCCCAGUCCAGUCUCCAGUGAAAUGGAGACUUAAACCAACCCCAGAAUCGUCAGAGAGAUUGUCUAGCAAGGUUGCUAGUAUCUCAAGUUUGACCAGUGCAGAGGAUAGUCAGCAGUCUGCACAGACCUUAGUUACUGUUCGACAGGGCUGUCUUGCUCCCAAAGGAACAGCACUGAAUGUUGUGUCCAUCUUGAACCCUCUUACGGGAAGGAAAGUUACCUUUGCAGAUGCCAUUAAGCUUGGUGUCUUUGAUCCUAAGACAGGCACGGUGUAUGAUGCAAGAAUUAAUAAGAGGAUGAAUGUGACGCAAGCUGUGUCCAGCAAAUACAUGACGAGUGAUCUAAUGAUGCAGCUGACUGCUACGUGUGGAAUUAAUGAUCCCUACUCCGGAAAUGAAUGCACUCUCUUGGAGGCAAUUCAGAGUGGACUUUUUAACCCAAGCAAUAACACUAUGCGUGAUCCAAAAUCUGGAACAUUCAUUCCACUUCAAGAGGCAGUAGCUAGAGGUCUGAUAUCUCAUGUAGACAUGUUGAACAUUGUAGGUGAAGGUGAAACAGUGACAUUUAUAACACAGGCUCAACCUGUACAUUCCAGUUCCGAUCUUGGGGCAGCCACAAAUAGACUUGGCCUCGGUGAUCUUAUUGAGAAAGGACUGUAUGUAAGUCAAACCGGCAGAGUAGUCAACCCUCUAACUGGUGCUGAAGUUUCACUGAUUGAAGCUGUUGAAUUGGGGUUGGUCAAUCCUAUGAGAAAAGAAAUUAAAGAUACAGCCAGUGGCAAAAUGCUGACUCUUUCUGAGGCUGUGAAUUCGGGUAUCAUUGAUCCAGAAAGUGGAAUGUAUCUGAACAAAUCUAACGGACAAAAGAUUUCACUUGAUGAUGCGUAUCAGAGAAAACUGAUCCACAAGCCGUCACUUCUGCCAUCUGCCUUGCAGGAGGGAGCAGUUUCAGAAAAUGGGAAAAUCAUUGAUACGCAGACCGGACGCACCAUAAAUUUAAAGAAUGCCAUUGAAGCUGGGGUAAUUGACGUUGACGCAAAAUGUAUUGUGGACUCAAGAUCUGGUGAUGUGCUUUCUAUAACUGAGGCUCUAGAAAAUGGACUGUUGGAUUUACAAAUGAAUGUCCAGGCGGAUCAGACAAUGACAUUAGCUCAAGCAGUGGACAAAGGUGCUAUAAAACUAGUUAAAGAAGAACUGACAUUUAGCAAACCAUGCAUUCAGGACACAAGGAGUGGUAAACUCCUUACUGUACCUCAAGCCAUAAAUCAGGGGAUCAUCACAAGCAGUGGUGACUUUGUUGAUACCUCAUCUGGUAGACGGAGUCUCCUCAAAGCAGCUGCAAGCCAAGGCUUUGUAGCCAAGGAUGUUGCUGAUGUACUGCUUAGAGAUACCUCGAUGAAAGACUCGAGUGGAAGAAAUGUGUCCAUCCUGAAAGCUAUACAGAUCGGCCUGUUAUCGCCUGAUAAAGCUGAAAUCAGAGACCCAAGAUCAAGAAAAUCUAUGUCUCUACAACAAGCAGCAAAGGAAGGGCUUAUCUCAACAGAUGAUGCACUUACAGUUUUGGAAGUUCUAAGUCCAGCUCUUGCCCAGACAACUGUCAUAACCAGACUGCAACCAGGACAGAAAGAGGCGGGCAUAAGGUCCAUUUCUGUCUCCGAUGCAAUUGCAAGAGGUCUUCUGAAUGAGAAAACAGGAACAUUCAGGGACCCAAACACCGGAGCGUCAAUGUCAGUACAGAAUGCUAUAGAACAGGGACUGCUAAGACUUUCAUCUGAAUGGCCAGGGGAGUCUCCAAGAAAAAGCACUGAUUCUACAGAUGGGGGAACACAGUCUCCAAAAUCCCCUUUGGCUGAUGUAGAUAGGUGGAUGAAAGAGAUCAAAUCAAACCCUGAGAUGAGCCAUGAGCUGAAAACAACUGGAAAGGCUACGGUUGAAUCAAAACUUGCUAGAAAAGGUGGUGAUGAUAACUACUCAUUCACUCAGACUGUAGUUCUUAAGCCAAAGAUUACUGAACAUGUUGUGUCUGAGACCAAGCAUUUCAAGGUGAAGUCUGUAGUCGAUCCAAGAACUAAAACUGAGAUCAGUGUACAUGAAGCUAUUCAUAGAGGACUAUUAGACAUGUCAAAAGGACUGUUCAUUCAUCCAGUUACUGAAGAGAAAAUGACCAUUGAAGCUGCUUUGUCAAGAGGAUUUGUAAGGGGAAUUGAAACAUCGGAACCAUCACAAGGAUCAGUUAAAGAAACAAAAUCAUUCUCUAUUGUAGGAGUAAUUCACCCUAGAACAGGGGAAAGAAUUCCUGUCAGCCAAGCUGUUAAAGAUGGAAUACUAGAUCUUGAAAAGGGAAUCUUUAAUGGCUUGGACAAUAAGGGCAAACCCAUGAAACUUAAAAUAAGCGAGGCAGUGGAAAGGGGGUUAGUUAUUGCUGAUGAUGACUCAAUUAAACAAGGGUCAGGAGGGUUAACUCAAGAAACAAAAACAUAUCAACUGAAAAGUGUGGUCAACCCACAAACAAGACAAAGGAUGGAUGUUGCUAGUGCAAUCAAACAUGGCUUGCUUGAUGAACACAAGGGACUUUACAUUCAUCCUGGUACUGGCAAAAAGCUGACCAUUCCUGAAGCUAUUGAAAAGAAACUCAUUGACGCUGAACUGAUGUCGGUGAUUUCAAAUGCAGAAAGCGAGGGCAGUAAAAUAAUCACAACAAAAAUGACAACCCUGAUGGUGAAAUUUGUUAUUGAUCCACGGACUGGUGAACAUAUCACAGUGACUAAGGCAGUAGAAGAAGGUAUACUAGAUAGCAGUCUGGAGAAAUAUAUCAACCCUGUGACUGGAGAAGUGAUCAGCCUCAAUGCUGCUAUUGACAGAAAACUGGUGAUUGUUCAGCAAGCUGCAAUGAAUGGUUCCCAGUCCAGCUCCACAGAGAGCAUUCACAUAGAUGCUGAAGAAGAAGUGACUGAGUCAAAUCUGACUGAAGAGAUAUCAUCUGAAACUGUGACUUUUAGCAUCAACAGUGUGAUUGACCCUAGAACUAUGGAAAUGAUGUCCUACGAUGAGGCAGUGAAGUAUGGUAUCUUGGACCUUGGUAACGGUUUGUACAAGAAUCCAAUGACAGGUGAAAAUACACCAAUAAAUAUUGCCCUUGAAAAAGGUCUUAUUCAUGGUGAAGUGACAUCAAAAGUGAAAGAAGAAGAUAAGCUCAUGAGUUCUGUCGAUGCUAGCCAUUUGUCUUUCCCAUUGAAAAAAAUAACAUCAGUUGUAGACCAGAGAGAUGGUGGAGACAUAUCACUAGUAAAGGCUAUUAAAGAUGGAAUAAUAGACAUAGAGAAAGGAACAUACUUUGAUGUGAAUACCAUUCAAAACAUUCCAUUGGAAGAAGCUCUUAAAAGAGGAUACAUAAAACUAUCUAAGACCACAGAUGAAGAUGAGAUUGAACGAAUGAGACUCAGAUCAGAGCGCAAGGAGUCGGAAAGAGAACGCAGACACAUGUCAACUGAUAAUGAUCUGGAACCUGAUGUGGACAUGAAGAUGGAGAAGUUCAAUGUGUCAGGUGAUCCAGAAAGAAGUAUGUUUGCAAAUGAGAUCCUUAAUUACACAACUGCUGUUGAAAAGGACUCAGCCGAUAGCGGACCACUUGAUAUUCACCAGCAAGAGGGUGUGAGGACUUGGAGACAGCAAGAAAUGGCGGUGGUAGACACACAGUCUCCCUCUAUCAGCUCACGAUCAGAUUCGCCAGAAGCAAUAGAGGACGUUGAGUUAACUGAUGGUAUGUCAUUCCAAUCGGCAUUAAAGCUUGGUCUCAUAGAUGCUAGAUCGGGUAGAAUUAGGGACCCAGAAACAGGGAAAUACAUAAUGAUAAGUGAGGCAAUAGACAGAGACAUUCUUGACAAGAAUAAGACGGCUAUGAAAGAUGUAUUGACUGGAAGAGAUUUGACUUUACAACAAUGCAUUGACAAAGGUAUUAUUGAUCCAAAAACUGGAAAAAUAAAUGACAGAAAAGCAAAAUCAGAAAAAGUUGCUCUGAGGCCAGAUAUUGAUGUGAAACAAACUAAGCCAAAGCCACAGAACUUACUUGAUUGUGUGGCCUCGGGACUUUAUGAUUCAGACACUGGUAUGAUCACUGACCCACGGACACAAAAGAGCUUUACACUGAAAGAAGCAAUUGCCCAGAAUGUUGUUGAUGGUAAUCUGGUAUCUGUUCUUGAUCAACAGUCCGGUGAGAGGCUACCUCUUGUGGCAGCACUGAGGCAAGGACUGAUAGAUGGAGUAACAGCUGAAGUUGUGACCCAGAGUGGUACAAGCAUUCCUCUGAUGCAGGCAAUUCAAGAAGGCCUCAUUGAAAAUGUAUUUGACAAAGACACAUGCACAUUCCAUGACACUCUGACAGGCAAUGAUGUUCCAUUGGACAAGGCGCUUACUGAUGGUCAUUUCAGAUCUGAUGAAGCGAAGGUUGUGGACACGAGUACCGGAGAAACGGUUCCUUUAGAUGUUGCAAUGAGGAAGGGUUUAGUUGAUGUAAGAACUGGUGCAGUCACUGAUAAAGUGACAGGUCAGAAGAUGUCACCCCAAGAAGCUCUAAAACUUGGCUUGCUUGCUGUUGUUGGUGCUCCUGUCUUGGCUGGAAAAGCUGUGUUUGAUGCAAUCAAGGACAAGAAUGAAAAGAGAGAACGAGAAGAAAAAGAGCAGCUACAGGCAAGGUCUAGGUCUCCAGAAGCUAGAAUGAAUGGAAGCAGACUUGCAUCCAUGAAUGGCGACAGCCUAUCACCACCACACCACCAGAGACAGAAGGUUAACGGGAUGUCCCCACUAACAAAUGGCGAGUUCAAACUUCCCCAUACAGAGAACUACAAGGAGGUUCUACAGCAGCCCAAAACAACUAUUGUGUAUGCGAAACCUGGGGACCAGAUUAAACCAUCACCACCACAAACGCUAUUUUCAGAGACCUCACCUGUGACUGAGGAGUAUCCACCAGAGCACAGAUACUCAGGGCCCACUUCUGGCCUCGGUGAUCUGUCUUCGUCCACCGUUACGAAGGAGACUUCAGAACAAGUCUUCACAGUGCCCUCUGUCUCUAAACCUAAGGAUCUUAUAAUUGAUUGGCUGGCUGGCAAAGUCAUGAGGUCAACCACAGGAGAGGUCAUGAGUGUUGCAGAAGCUGUUCAGAAAGGAUAUCUUGACUCUGAAACUGUUGAAAAGCUAGCAGAGACAAGUGUUCCAGAAAGACCUGAAAUGGAAAUUAACUUCGACAAAGGAACCAUCCAUGACAAAGUCAGCAUGAAGACUAUGACGAUAGAUGAAGCUGAAGAGACUAGAUACAUUGACAGCCCAACUGCAGAGGCCCUGAGAAUGAUGUGUGGGGAAUGGAAAGAAGGAGAGACGAGAGUGUCAAAGCAUGAUCAAAUGUUGGUAAGAAAGUUGACAACUGAUAUUCGAAGAGAAGACGAUGAAACCAAGACUUCAAUGACGUCAAAGACUGUAGCUGGUCAACCGAUUAAAGCAAGCACCCCUGUUAAGAGCAAGAAAGUUAAAAAGGUUACAUUUAGCUCAUUGAAUGAGUAUAUUAGGUCUGAAUCAUUUGAUGAUGCCACAUUUGUUGAAGCAAUCAGAACUGGUGCCUGUCACACUGAUGACUCGUAUGUAGUAAACCCUCGAAAUGCUGAUGUCAUAACACUAACAAACGCUAUUGAGCAAAGUGUUUUUGAUAUGAACACCGCAAAUAUUGUUCACACAGAAUCUGGUUAUAGAUGGACAUUGUGUGAGGCUUAUAAUGCAGGUCUUAUACCACCUCCAGGUCAAAAUAUUACAAGAACAAUGCAGUCAGGCUUUGUUACAAACAAUUUUCAAUAUCUAGAUAAUGAAUCUGAUAAACACAUUCAUACAGCAAUUCAGACAAACCUAAAGACCUCUCUGACUGAACCAAUGGUGAAGCCAAAAGGUAUGACCUUUAGGGAAGCAGUAGAAAGGGGAUUGAUCCAUGAAGAAGCAGGAACCUUCCAAAACCCACUUAGUGGAGACAUUAUGUCCAUUGCUUCUGCAAUUGAAUAUGGAUGGAUAUCAGAAUCUGGCGAAACUGUGAAAGUUGAACCGGAACGGAAAUAUGAGAAAACUGUAAUUGUAAAUCAGGUUGCACCAACUGAUGAGCUGAAGAGAAUUUCAUUUACACAAGCACUGGAUCAGGGCUUUAUUGACCUGGCCAAAGGUCAGUAUACAGUGCCAUCUACCGGUGACAGAAUGACAAUUCUUGAUGCUAUAAGGGGUCAACUGAUUGAUACAUCAGCUACGGAAGAAGAAAAGUCUGUCGGAGAAAACAUGACACUGAAUGCAGUUCUCGAGUCUGGCCAAUUUGAUGAAGAAACUGGAAUGUUUGUGAAUAAGGCAAAUGGGGAAAAGAUGACACUCUCUGAUGCAAUACGUAGAGGUUUUAUUGAUGGACAGUCAACUUUGUAUGAUGUGAAAUCAGGCAAAAUGUAUACACUAAAUGAAGCAAUUUCAAAAGGAAAGAUUGAUGCUGUUACUGGUCAGUAUGUUGACAAUUCAUCUUCAAGAAUGACAUUUAAAAGUGCCGCUAAAGCUGGUGUCAUUGCACUGGUAGGGGCACCCUAUCUUGCUAUCAAAGCAGCUACUUCAGGAAAGAAAAAACAUGGUGAUGCUGUUGACAUGAGCAGCUUGACCAGAAAGUCCACAAAACACGUACAAAGCCAGGAAGUUGGAAAACUUCAAGAUACUUCGGAGCCAAUCACAAUUGAAGCAACAAAGUUUAGUGUUCUUGGGACAAAUACUUUAGAAGUUACCCAAGUAAGAGAACUGACAUCGGUCACUGCUAAAGAUUCAGAGCAGAUGAACUUCAUGGAGGCUGUAUCUAGUGGCUACUUGAACACUGAAACAGGCAUGUUUCAGAGCCCAGAUUCUGGUCUGUAUAUGAAUAUCAAAAAAGCAAUUGAUGAGGGUCAUAUCCAUCCUGACUCAGUAAAGAUUCAGCUAGCUAGUGGGCAAUGCAUUAACCUAACUGAUGCACUAAGCAAAGGUGUUAUUGACAGUACAGGUCAUCUGGUUGAAGAUGGUGGUAGAACAAGUCUAGAAGAUAUGCUGAAAGAUGGGAAAAUACAAGAAACCAUCCCAGAUGUCCAUGCGGCUGCCAGCCUUGUGAUGAAAACCACUGACAAAAUCCAGGUAGAUUCUGUUGUUGACCCGAGAGGCAAUACAUUGUGUAGCCUAAGCACAGCUUUAGACACAGGUCUUAUCAAUCCUCAUGACGGAACGUACACAAAUCCAAAAUCUGGUGAAGUAAUGGGUAUAAUGGAAGCAGUUAAUUUUGGGUUUAUUCAAGGUCAGGUGAUGGAUAGUAUAACAAUGAAAGAGGGGCUGUCAAAAGAAGGUUUCAGAGCUGAAGUAACAUUCUCAGAAAAGAAAAAUGUCAAGGUAGCUGCUGUACUAGAUACAGAAACUGGAGACAAGUUAUCUCUUCAUGAAGCAAUACGGAAAGGUAUAAUUGAUGAAACACAAGGACAAUACAGAGAUUCCCGCACAGGUCAAAAAAUGGGACUUUUGGAGGCGGUUGACCAUAACUAUGUGACUGCUAGUGAAGUUGAAGCUAAUAUGUCGACUCAAGAAUCUUACAAUAAAUCCACUGAAAAUGCAUUCUCUCAAACAAAGUCACUUGAUAUUGAUACCAUAAUUGAUCCAUACACAAAUGAGUCAUUGACAAUACCUGAAGCAGUCAACAGGGGUGUAUUGAACGUUGAAGCAGGCUUGGUAAGAAACACCAACACUGGGACAGAAAUGACUAUAUCAGAAGGAAUCAAAUAUGGCUAUGUACAAGGUAAACAGACUUCUAGAAAAAGUGGAAUAUUCUCAGAGACUAUGCCAAAAACAUACAUUCAUCAGAAAGAACCUGGUCACAUGAAAUCAGUUUAUGAUGGGGAUCAAGGCAGGUUUAUACCGGUCAAACAGGCAAUUCAGAAAGGUAUCAUUGAUGAGAAGUUAGGCUUAUAUGUCAUGGAUGAUGGAUCUACAAUGACAAUAAGCAAAGCUAUUAAGGAGAGGUUGAUUGAAGCUGAAGAAACUGACAAGGAAGCUUCGAUGGGAAGUUCCAAGAUUCAAGAGCAGGUUUCAUUCACCAUUCGUUCUGUGUUGGAUCCCAUAAGUGGCAGACGAGUGAAUGCUUCAGGAGCUAUCAGCAUGGGAAUACUUGACCUGACAAGUGGUAUCUAUUAUAACCCAAGCACAAAUGAAAGUAUGUCCAUUCCAGAAGCUGUGAAUAGGGGAUUUGUAGAGGCAGAUACAAAUAUUCCAGCAUCUCCAACAAGGGCUUUGUUAAAACCUACAAGCAUACAGAUGGAAAUGGGAAAGAAGGUUUUCACAGUGAAGUCGGUACUUGACUCAAGAACGAAUGAAGAAAUGUCGGUGACUGAAGCUGUUUCAAGGGGAAUUCUUGACAAGUCUAUGUGUAAAUAUCUCGAUCAAAGAACAGGUCAGAUGCUUCCAUUGCGUGAGGCUGCACAGAAAGGCUUAGUAGUAAUUGAUGAAGUAAGGAGUGUACCAGUUACAACUGAAGUCCGAAGAGAAUCUGUCACUGUUAAGUCUAUCAUUGAUCCUUUGACAGGAAAAGAAUAUGGUUUGAAGAAAGCAAUUGAGAAAGGGUUGUUUGAUCCAGAAAGGGGAAUGGUUCAUAAUAAGCUAAGUGACAAAAUGAUAACACUUGAUGAUGCAGUAAGGCAGGGUCUAGCAAGAGUUGAACAUGGUCCUGGAAUUACUGAUGAAGAAAUUGUCAGAGGGAUUGUGGUUGAGAAAGUAAAAGAUCCAAUGACUGGUCAAGAUUUGAGUGUGACUGAGGCAAUGCGAAGAGGGAUACUUGACUCUGAUUCAGGCCAUUAUGUUGAUUUCAAAACUCAUACAAGAAUGACUGUUGAAGAAGCAAUGAAACAAGAACUUAUCACAGGUAGAAGAAAUUCAGACUAUGAAAAACUUAAUGUUGACAAAAGAGGGAGUAGAGAAAUAACUAUUUCCCAAGUUCUUGAUACAAGGACAGGUGUUGAAGUUGAUGUUCAAGAAGCCCUGCAUAGAGGGUUGAUUGAUAAGAACUUGACAACAUACACAGACCCUAGAACAGGGAAAAGUUACGACAUUGAGAAUGCCUUGAAGGAAGGGCUGGUAUCUGGAACUGUAGCAGUAGGAUCCACUUCAGUUUCGAGGCAAAGUUCCCCACCUGUAUCAACAACAUACAACAUAAUAUCAGUGACUGACACAGGCAAAGGAACUCAGAUUUCUGUCUCAGAUGCUUUAAAGCAGGGUAUUCUGGCCCCUUCUGGUAUGUUUGUGGAUACAAUAUCAGGAAGGGUGAUGCCAGUUUCUGAUGCUAUUAAAUCUGGUCUAGUGGUUACUGAAGUAAAGGAUAAGUCAAAAAAGCAACCAAAGUUUGACAAAGUCUACAAAAUAGGAGAACCAGGAACAGAAUUACAGGUGAUAACAUUUACUCAAGCACUGAAAAACAAAUUCAUAAAUAGCAUGGAUGGAACAUUUACUAACCCUUUCAAUGGAGAAGUGAAAUCAGUUGAUGAAGCAGUAAUCACUGAAGUGCUUGUAUCGGAUGAUGGCAAACCUUUCAAGUACAAACCACCAAGAAAAGAUAGGGCAUCUUAUAGCUUUCAGCAGGCAUUUAGAAGUGGGCUGAUAGAUUCAGAAACUGGAUUGUAUUGGGAUGUGAAAAAGGGAAAGUCAUAUGGUAUGGAUGAUGCUCUUAAUAAAGGUUACCUUACUCCUUUGGCCAAUAGUUCAGUAUCAGGUGGUGGAUCUGUGAGUAUUGUUAAAGGCGGACUUGCUAAGCCUUUUACUACCAGUCAUGUAACAUUUGAACAUGUGCCUUCAAUAGAUGUAAUGAAUGGAGUUGUGAAAGAUGAAGGGCAUGUUAUGAAAUCUGAAGUUGAAGGGUCACAACAAAAAAUCUUCACUGGGCACAUAAUGGAGCCGGAAGAUGUUACUUUUCAAAGGUCUUCAAGUCCUGAGACAGUUGAAACACCAAGCAGUGGAACAGAUGAACAAUACUCUGUAGUUCCCAUUACAUUGACUGAAGCAGUGACUGCAGGAUUGGUGGACAGAAACACAGGAGAAUAUGUUGAUCCACAAACAGGAGACACCAUGUCAGUAGAUGAAGCAGUCAUUUGUGGAUUUCUUGAAUUUGACCAACCUGAGAUUACCUAUGAGGAGCAAAGUCCAGCCAACAACCAAGAGCCUCUGUCAAUCUCAGAAGCAAUUCAGAAAGGUCUGAUUGAUUCAGAUAAAGGGACAUUUAAAACACCAAUGGGGAAUAUAUACAGUUUACAAAAAUCAAUUCAGUUAGGUUACAUACAACCAAAGGUUCAGUCGGAUGAGGACAAUGCUGACAAUGUAGAUGCUGGUGUAGAAAUGCAGGCAAAAAGACGUGUAAAAGCUGAUGAAAUUGUGGAAGUAACUGUUGGAUCUCCAUUCUCACCAAAACGUGAAAAAGUAUACCAUGAUGGAAAACUGGUGGCCAGAACUGCAACAGAAGUGACGGUUUCAGAAGGAUCAGCAACAUAUGUUACAAGGCCAGGAUUUUUCAUGGACUCAACAGGCAAAGUUGUGAAUUCUCUAACAGGGGAAAGAAUGAGCCUAGUUGAAGCACUGCAAUGUGGAAUUGCUGAGCUCGAAGGAGCUGAGGGCACUGGUGAAGUGAAGAUGGUUGGAGCCAUACGUAUCCCUCCUCAACUGGAUGAAAGCUCUGAAUCGGAUUCUGUGAAUCUACCCAUCGUGAUUACAUCUUUCCUUGACCCUCAGUCUGUAUCAGGUGUUCCAGAGUUGCUAAGCAACCAUUCUGGUCUCAGUGGUGAUGGCUCUAUGGUUACCUUGUCCCAAACUUCUCUUGAUCAGAGCUUUGGCUCUACUGAUGAUUCUAAAACACAGAGACUAUCAAGUAGCUUAGACACAAGUUUUACCGACUCUAUAACAUCAAAUGUGGUCCGAAAUAAGGUACUAAAAGCAAAUGGAUGUGAAAUAAACUUGACUAAGUACAUGUUACCGGGUAAACAUGAUUCUGAUGAAGAGACUGAUGGUAUCUCAAAAACUGAAGUAGUUCAUUACACUGAAUGCCUAGUCGAAGAAUUUUGGGAUACUAAUAGAGAAAAAUGGCUACAUCCUAGGACUGGUAAAUAUUUGCACAUGCAAGAAGCAAUUGACAGUGGAAUAGUAUGCCCGGAAGUUGUGCAAGUAAAACAAGUGAAUGGUCAAACAGUGAACCUUCAGAAAGCUAUAAAUUCUGGUCAAACUAAUAUCCAUACCGGAAAAACUAUAAAUCUGAAAACUGCCUUAACAUGGUCAUUUCAUGUUGCACUUGCUAAAGGUCUAAUUAAAGUAAAUGACAAUGAACCGAUGGAGAAAUGUGACAUGUAUACAGAACUUGGGCCUGGUUUGGUUAACUUGAUAUCGCAAAAGCAGGUUUUACAAGGAACAAGACUGCUAGACAAGAGACUUGACCAAUGGGUAGAUAUACCAAAGGCUGUUGAGUCAUUCAUAUUUGAUACUGAAUGGGGGAAAGUAAAAGACAACAUGACAGGGAAUUGGCUCACAUGGAAUGAUGCUAAACAAGCUGGCCUUAUUCUUGAUCCUAGAAUUGGUGAACAGAGUUCAGUUUCAUUUGAAGAACAGAUCAAUUUACAGGAGGAAGAGAACCACAUUGUGAAUCUAAAGCAUGUAACUAAUGAUGAUGGUCAAAAAGAAUACGGUGGACACAUUCUUUUCAAUCAAAACCCUCUUAAACUAUUGGCAGGUAAAAAAACAACUGAAACCCAAGAAAAGCCUGCUAUGAAUCUUGCUAGGAGAAGGUCUAGUAUUGCUACUAUUGAAAGAGUUAAAACAACCACAUUCCCAAUCAUGCUAGAUGAAGCGAUAAAACAGGGCAUUUACAACCCUGUGACAAAUCAGAUAUUCAAUCAAAAAGACGGGUCAUACAUUCCAUUUGAAGUAGCAUUUCAGAAAGGCUUGAUCAGUAAGGAAUCACUGAUAAGAGAUCCUGUCAGUAGGGACAUUCUGUCACUCGAUGAAGCUGUAGAUAAGAGAGUAAUAGAUUUAGAAUCUGGGAAAAUGAUGGAUGCAAAUGAUCAAGCUAUCUCCUUAAACUUUGCUCUAAGUGUUGGCCUGAUAAUGAGAUCACAGUCUCCACUGAAACUUUCGCUUUCGGAAAUAGUGGAUGAAGGUCUGUUUGAUGAAGAACUAGGAACAUUUCUCAAUCCUGACAAUAAUGAAGAGAUAAAGUUUAGUGAGGCAGUUACCUCUGGGCUAAUUGAUAGGGAUACAAUGAGGAUUAGAAAUACAGAAAGUGGACAAGUAAUGAAAAUUGAUGAAGCCUUAGAGAAAGGUUUAAUGUACUUUGAUUCUGGUGUCUGCGUUGACAUGGCUAAUAGGGAAAGAAUUCCAGUUUUGGAAAGUAUGGAAAGAGGUAUUCUCAUUGAUAUUGAAAACCAACCGAAGAUGUCCCUGCAAGGAGCAAUUGAAGAACAUAUGUUUGACAAAGAUAUCUGCGUGUUUCGAGAUAUUGACCUUGGAAUUGAUUAUACCCUUGGUAACGCUAUACAGAGUGGAUUUCUUGAUGCUGAUUCGGUUUUAGUGCGAGAACCAAAGUCACUGACUGUACUCACUUUGGAUGCAGCCAUUGAAGAAAGAAUAAUUGAUCCUGUCACAGGGAAAUACACUGGAAGUGGAAUUGAGAUUGGCUUUGCUGAUGCUUUAGAAAAAGGACUGAUUUUAUACAACGCCUCCCAUGGAAUGUUACCAUGUUCUAUCAUUGAAGCAAUUAGAUUUAAUAUAUAUGACCAAAGAGCAAAGAAAUUCAUAGAUCCUAAAUCAGGGGAUGUAUUAACCCUAGAGAAGGCCAUUGAAAGCAAUUUGAUUGAUGCAAAGAAAACCAUGGUAAAAGACACGUCUACUGGUAGAUUUUUGUCUUUAUUGAAUGCAGAGUAUUUAGGAGUUGUUAAUACUAAAACUUCUGAUGUGGUUUUGUUGAAAGAAAAUGAGCAGUGUGAUAUCCAAAAGGCAAAGGAAAUGGGCAUCUUAAGAAGAUCAGCUAGUGAGGAAUGUUUGACACUGAAAACAUCCAUUAGUAAAGGCUUGGUAGAUCCAGAUGGAAAAGUCUUUGAUCUUCUUUCUAGACAAUAUUUGACACUUUCUGAUGCAAUGCUUGUUCGAGUUAUAAACCCAAUUCCAACUUUGGUAAAAGAUUUGAGAUUGGACAAGUUUUUACCACUGCAAGAAGCUGUUGAAGUAGGCAUCAUAAAUUCAGAAACUGGUACUUUUAUAAACACUCAGUCUAGAAACACUCUUUCGCUGGUGGAUGCAGUUGAUGCUGGUUACAUCAUAGAGAUACCGUCUUCAGGCCUUACAUUAGCAGAAGCUGUUCUACAUGGAUUGUACGUUGAAAAACUUGGCAGAUUCCUUGAUGUAAGAACUGGAAAACAUGUCAGUCUGCAAGAUGCAAUAGAGCAAAAGUUAGUUGAUGCAUCUAGAAAACAGAUAGUUGUACCAGGGAUUGGUCUUUUCUCUUUGAAGGACUCCUUUGAGCUUGGAUAUGUGGACAAGGACACAGGAUCUUAUCUCCAAGAUGAUGGUCACAUUAGUCUUCAUGAGGCUGUGGACAAGUUUCUUGUUGUGACAAUUGGUAGCAAGAAAAGAAACAAAUCAAUGUCUGAUUCAUUUAGUGAAGAUACUGAAAGUAUGAAAACUUGGAAUGAUUUUCUUGUCAAAGAUCCAAAGCAGAGAAAUUUUGUAACAAUGGAAGAAGCUAUUGAAGAUGGUGUCAUUGAUGUUCAAACAGAAUCAUACUUUGAUACCAAGCAUGAUUUGAUAAUGCCAAUAUCUACUGCAAUUGAGGAAGGCAUUAUAGUUGAUCCCACAUAUCCAAAGCUUGGACUAGGUAGUGCAUAUACUCAUGGUUUGUAUGAUCCAGUGAAUAAUACAGUUCUACACCCUGAAAAGAAUAUAGAGGUUCCUCUUUCUGAUGCCUUAAAGAGUGGUCUAAUUGAUUCAAAUAAAACAAGGGUGAAAAAUUUAGAGACAGGACAGUAUAUAUCACUUAAGCAAGCUUUGAAGAAGGGAAUAUUUAGUGACAAAACUGGAUCAUUGUUUGAGAAAGCACAGAAGAAGACUUUCACUCUGGAUGUUUCUGUCAAGGAAGACUUGAUUGUGGAUUUUAACAGGAAAACAUUUUCAGUUCCAGAAGGUGUUAAAUACGGAAUGAUUAGCCAUGAUGGCUUGAUGGUUGAAGAUCUGAACACUGGAAACUUUUUGUCCUUUGAUGAUGCAGUAGAAAGAGGUGUUAUAGACAAGUAUAAAACAACAGUAAAACAUGUAGAGACUGAAAAUGUUGAUGCACAAGAAGAAAUGGAAUUAACUCUAGCUGAAGCUAUUGAAUUAAACAUAGUUGAUGAAAGCAGUGGGAUUUUGAAACUAAAGAGUGGAAGAAGAAUUUCACUUAUGGAGGCAGUAACAAAAGAAAUUAUUGUAGAAAAAACUGAGAAAUCAUUUCCACCAAGUCUAGAUACUAGUGUAAUGGGUCAAAGUUCCUUGUUUGAUGGAAGUGAGCUUUCUGACUUGCAAAAGUCUAUCGAAAAUGAACUAAGAAUGCAGGCAAGCCAGCAGAAACUUUCUUUAGCUGAUGCAGAUUUGACAAGUUCGUUUGUAAGUGACAGAAGUGAUUCUGUUAGCAGUCCAAUAAGAUUUGAUGAAGCCCUGAAAUUUGGUUUUCUGGAUUUGGACACUGGAGAAUUUAUGGAUUAUCUUAUGGAUGAAAAGAUGACGAUAGAAGAAGCAGCUAGCCGGGGCCGCCUUAGUAUCAAAAGAGUUUUAUACCAUGACCCAGAUCAGCAAAUCACAUUGCCAUUAAAAGAAGCUUUGGAACAAAAGUUGCUCUUCCAGAUCCCAGACAAAGAUGAUAGGAUUGAUUCUCAAGAUAACAGCAAAAAAAUCACCUUCAAAGAAGCUAUCAGCAAAGGCCUGUUAAUUGUCAAGUCAAAGCCUUUGACAGAUUUCUCAGAUGAAGACAGCUUGAGUGUCAAAAGUGACACUUUCUCAGAAAUGGUGAUGAAAAACAAGAACUUAGAAUGGCUGUCCACAUCAAAGAAUAUCUCAUCUUCUCUUGACUCGCUGAUUAAGAAUGUCAAGGACGACCAAUCUGGAUAUAGGAUUGGAACACUUUUUGAAUCUAUUGAAAAAGGGGUAUUUGAUUGCAAGGAAGGUAUACUGAAAGACAAGUUCACAGACAAGAAGUUGAAAAUAAAUGAAGCUGUAGCUUGUGGUCUGAUAAAUAGCACUGCUCAGGAAAUCAUGGACCCAAGUACAGACGAAUAUGUGACUGUAAAUGAAGCUAUUAAAAGGACCAUCAUAGAUGUUGAGAAAGGAAUGUAUAUUGAUCCUUUGACUGGAAGUGAAAUGAAUUUGGCUACUGCAAAGGCAGCAGGAUACAUUGUGAAAACGCAAGACAAUUUACAGUCUAAAAGUUCAGUUGAAAUUUAUGUCGAAGAAAUUCUCGCAAAUGAAGGUGCAAAGGGGAAGAGUAGAAUACAAGAUGCCUUUUCAAGUGGGGUUUUAAGCAGAUCAAAAACUGAAGUCAUAGAUCCAGAUACUAUUAAACCAAUAACUUUGAAAAGAGCUGGAAGUCUUGGAAUGAUCGAUACAAAUACUGGUGAAUUUAAAAAUCCACAAACAGGAGAAUCAUGCACAUUACCAGAUGCUGUUGAGAAAGGAUUCAUACUUAGCCCUAAAGGUUUGAGCCUUUACAGUGCAGUCAAUCAGGGCUUGUACAAUGAAGACACUGGUCAGUUUAAGAAUGCUAGUUCAGAACCGGAGUUGACUCUUCAAGCAAUGAUUGAUAAAGAUGUAAUAACUGACAGUUGUAGAGAAAUAAGGGAUGUAAACAAGGAUGGGGAUCUUGUCAAAUUGAGAGAAGGAAUUAAAAGGAAAAUAAUUGAUGACAUUGGCGGAAAGUAUGUUUCCAAAAAUGCUGAGUUAAAUUUUAAAGAAGCAGUUUCAGCAGGUUUAAUUAUAAGCAACAUUCCAAGAGAGGGUUUGAGGGAAAGCAGUAAUAAUGUAGAAACUAUAGCUGGAAUGAAACGGGACACAGUUUGGAAGGGAAAUCUUAGAAAACACGAAAUGCUAAGAGAUGGGCCAACAAUGAACUUCAGACAUGGAACACAGGGUAAAAAUGUUGAUUCCAAAGUUACUAGCUCAAAUUCAAGUAUGGAUACUAAUUCAUCUGGAUAUGAAACAAAUCAGUCGCAAAAUCAAACAGGUCAUGAUGAAGUACUUAAAUUUCCAGUGGAUUUUGACAGUUUUAAAUAUGGAGAGCCACUGUUUAAGAUAGGUGAAUUCUCUGACAAAGUUGAGGCAAUCCUGACUCCUAAAGGUGACCAUGAUAAGGUGGAAUUAGAUAAAACUAGUGAUGAUACAUGUUCUACACCUGAUACAAAGAAGAAAACAGUAUCAAUGAAUAUCCCAGAUGGUGAAAGAGAACUCAUAACCAAGCAAAAGGUACAAGAUACAAAACAAAUCGACAGAAAUGAUACUUCAGCUGACACAGUUGAUGAUAUUAGCAAAUCUAAUAAGGACAAAGUAGAAAGUGAGGGUAGUCCCUUAGCCAAUAAUGUUGAUGACAAAGUAGUUCAAGGUCACCAUGUGCCAUCACCACUGGAAGGUCAAGGUCACAAGCUGUUGGUAUCCCCCUCAACAAAUAAGGAGUUUCUGUUCCACCCUGGUCCACCAUUGUCUCAUGAGGAGGAGCGGCAGCAGAUAGCCGACUCCCAUGAGAAACUCGUGUCCGACCUACACAAUGAGCUCAACUGGAUCUCCGACGUAGAGCAACUCUUGAAGGAUGACCAGCCCGUCAGCGAAGAAGCUUACAAGGCACAGAGCCAGCGAGAGGCGCUCAAGGCACUACAUGAUGAUGUGUUACGCCACCAGCAGCCGAUCCGCUCCCUCGUCUACCAAUCAGAACAGCUAGUUGAACACCACCAGGAGGAACUAACUCCUGAACAAGUGACUGAGCUACAAAACCGGGAGGCUGUCAUCAAAACUGCUUUUGGAAAGGUCCAGAAAACAUGUGACUCCCGUCUGAAGCACCUGUCUGCAGCCACAGACGAGCUGACCAAGUUUGAGACAGAGCUGAAGAAGUUUAACAGCUGGCUCAACACAACUGAAAAAGAACUAGACAGACAGACAGAGGCCGUACAGAUCACAGACGGGAUUGGACGUGUCAAGGAUCAACACAAGGAGAUGCAGGCAGACAUCGUCGCCCAUACUGCAGACUUGCGCUACCUCUCCUACCCAAUGAAGACUUAUAUGGAGGAAGCCAAGGCCCACAAGUUGGAGAUUGACGCUUACAAGGCAGACAGAGCCAAGCCCAGUCGCCUCAGUCGAACAAGUUGGAUCGCCAUGGACAAUAAGGAAGUGGAAAUCGUCAUGGAGAAACAGAAAGAGGCAGAAACACGCUACAGCGAGCUUAAGGGUAACUGUAACAAAUUUGGGGAGAAGCUUGCACAAUUGGUAGCCAAGCAAAAGACAUUUAAUGAUUCGACUUGGACCAUGUUGUCUUGGUUGACAGAUACGGAGGAAAAACUGAGCAUGACCAGACAAGAUGCCUCCGCUCCUGAGCCUGAAGCUCUGAGAGAACAUCUGGAAAAGAUGAAAGCUCUUGGUAAUGACGCUAUAGGUCAUAAGAAUCAGAUGGCUGACUUGGAGAAAUGUGGGAAAGAGGUUAUUGCUCAGAUGGCUGAGUUAGGAAUAAGAGGUGAACAGGUUGAGAAGAUUCAAGAGAUUAUUGGUGAUAUUGCAACUAGACAUGAUAUUAUCUCUGAUGAGGUGAAUGAAAGAGCAAACGAACUCCAAACUGCUGUGACCAAGUCACAGGACAUUCAAGAUGCUGUGGAUCAACUACUGUCAUGGCUGAAAGAGACCGAUAGAAAAUUGGACAGGCAGAAGCCAGUGAGUCUUAAUCAAGAUAAGAUGAAUGAACAGGCACAACAGCUGAGUAUCAUAGAGACUGAUAUUGAUAGUCAUAAGCCAAGUGUUGAUUCUGUCAAACAGGCCGCUAAGGAACUCAUUAAAACUUGUGAUGUGGACAUGGCUAAACGACUUGAAGGAAAGAUUAAUGACAUGGGGACUAAGUUCCUUGGUGUUCAGAAAAAGUGCAGACAGGAGUCCAAGGAGUUAAAUGAUGUUUCUGAAAACUUGAACAGAUUUAAUGACAACCUGGAUUUAGUGAAAACCUGGGUUCAGAUUAACAGUGACUCUUUGGAAUCAUCAGAAUGGAGUAGGAAGCCAAUUGAUCAACUCAAAAUGAAGGUAGACUCAGUCAAAAUGGAAAAAGAACGUCAACUCCAAGCUAUUGAGCAACUCCAAUCUCUUGGCAGAGAUUUAAUAGAGGACCCAAGAACAGGUGAUCCUGCUGCCAUUAAGAUGGCUCUUUCUAACAUGGAACAACUAUGGACGAGGUUUGAUGACUGUCUUGGUGAGAGGGACUCCGAAGCCAGCCUUAAGGAGAGUAGAGAGAGCGAUUACGAGAGGAUUAAAGAUGAGGUAGUUGGCUGGUUGACCAGUAUGGAGGGUGAUGUGGAUGGGUUUGAACCGGUCGCUGUUGAUAUGGAUGUUGUGGCAAAACAGGUGGAGGAACUUCAGCCCAUAAUUCAGGACUACUAUGAAUUCUCCCCAAAGAUAGAUGAACUGAACGAAGUCGGGAACGCUUAUGAUGCUAUCCAAUCUGGCGACUCGCGGCCAAAGAGCCCCAUGAGAUUUAGAAACCGUCGUUACCCAAGCAGCAUGAUGUCACCACGGUUACGCAGCCCCUCCCCAACCAUGGGGACUUUCUCGUUUGGCACGGAGCUUACGAGCCCCAUGUCGGCGUCAAGUGAUUCAAGCGGUGUUGGCAGCAGAAAAAGCAGCUCCGAUUUUCUUCAUCUAGACGAUUUGUCCGAGACCCAGCAAGACUUGGUCGACAUGAACCAACGCUAUGAGAUGCUGGAAGAACGCCUCCUGGACCGUCAACAGGAGCUUAAGGGUAUGCUAGACUCUGUGAAGGCAUUCCUACAAGACCUAGCAGACCUUGACAGCUGGUUGGACGCAAGAGAGAGGGAUUUGGAUGGUGCUGUUGCCGUGGCAACCAGUGAGAAAGAGGCUAAGCGACGACUGAAGGAUCAUGAGCAAAGACACUCAGAGGUGUUGGGCAAGGAGCAAAUGGUUGAUGAUAUAAGGCGUAAGGGCCAGGACCUGAUGAAGAGGAAACGUGGGGUGCCCGGGAUAGAGCUUAUACAACAACAGCUUACUGAACUUGAUGACAAAUGGCUGGGUGUCAAGGUCGCUUCAGAACAGCAGCGCAAACUUCUCGAUGACAUUGUGUCAGACCUGCGCACCUACAAGGAUGCCGGUGUACAUCUGCAAAAGUGGAUGGCACAGAAGGAGAAGAUGGUCGCUGUGCUUGGGCCAGUGGCCACCGAGCCAUCUAUGAUAAAGAAUCAGUUGGAACAAGUCAAGGUACUGGAGGAAGAAAUGAGAGGACAAGAACCUUUGUAUGACAAGUUCAUCCAGGCAGGUAAUGCUGUUCAUGACAAGUGCGUCCCUGAAUCUGCCGACGCGGCCCACAUCAGUGAGAAAAUGACUAUCAUCAGCAAAAGCUGGGAGAAACUUGGCGACAAGUUACGGGAGCGAGAACGAAGCUUGGCCUCCGUGGAGGGACUGAGUCAGCAGUUCUCAGACACCUUGCAGGGCCUCACGGCUUGGAUGGCGGAUUAUAUGACAACUAUUGAUGCUCUCCAGCCUGUGGCUUCGAAUCCUGAAAAACAUGAGGAACACCUGAAAGAAAUUAAGGAACUGGAGUCUGAGAGACGAAAACACAUUCCUGUCUUGGAACAAGCUAAAGAACUUGCAAAGAAGUUAUCAGACAACACAAAAGAUGCAAACACCAAGUUUGAAAUCAAAAACAAAGUCGCAAGCAUUGAAAAACCCAUGGUGGAAGCUGAGAGGAAGCUACAGGCUAGAAGUAAUGAUGUAUCCAAGAUGAGCGAGAUGGGGGAUAAGUUCAGGGGAUCGUGUCAGGACCUCCUUGCUCUACUGGAUGAGUUUGAAGAGAAAACUGCAGGCGCUGAGCCCAUCUCGGGUGAUCCUGCGACUCUGGCCAAACAGGCACAGCAGAAUAAGGUUCUGCUGAAGGACUUGAACAACAUAGCUCCGGAUAUCAAGGAAAUCAAAGACCGAGCCCGACAGUUUGAAAACUCCUCUUCCCCAGAAAUCCGCUCCCUAGUGGACACUGUCCGAAACAUCGAGGCCAAGUGGGAAGGGCUGAAGGAUGCUGCGACGGAGCGCGAGGGACAGCUAGAGUCAGGAACAAAACAUACUCAGAACUUCCAAGCUCAAUUGGACAAGAUGGCCAUGUGGUUACAGUUGUCCGAGGAUAAAAUGGAGGGGCUAACUCCUGAUACUACUGAUCAGGACACUGUUCUGAAGAAACUUAAAGAAGCCCAGGCGUUACAAGGCGAUGUCCGCAAGCUUGCCUAUGACCAGGAGCUGCUGAACAGGGAGGGUCAGUCCCUUAUGGAUGCUGUACACUCAGAUAAGGGCCAGAUCAGGGUCCGCCUGGAAGACCUCAACCAGCGAUGGGAGAACUUGAAUGAUGGUUUAGGAGAAAAGAUUACCAAUCUAGAGGAUUUGAGUGGGCGACUGACAGAGUUUGACGACUGUACAAGAGACCUGGACACAACACUCACCCGUCUGGAGGACCGGCUAGAGACGCACAAUAGGCUUGGCUCAUCAGCCAAGGACCCCAAACACCAGGAUAAGAUUAGGGCUAUGCAAGAUGACGUCAAUGCCCUCAGCUCACAGCUGGAUUACGUAGAUGGGGUACUGACUACCUUGGAUGAUGCUGAGGGAGGUUUGCCAGGUGAUAAGGCGCGGGAAGUAGCUGCUGCCCACCAGAGACGAUCAGCCCUCAAGCGACAGAUCUCUGAGCUUCUGUCUGACAUGGAGACAGGAACAGAGAUUGUUGAUCAGUUCAGGGGUGCCAUCCAGCGGGUAGGUGCCCAUGUGUCGGAGCUAGAGUCCCUGCACAUGCAGAUGAUGCCCAUUGCCCGGGACGAGAGCAACUUGCGUAUACAGCAGAGACAGACAGAGGAGUUCCUUUCGCAAGUGAAUGAUGUUGACAACAUGCUUGAUGACCUUGACAGCCAGUAUGACACUCUGAAGGCUGAUGGAUAUGUUACCCCGUCUGAUGGCUUCAGAACACAGCUGGACCUAUUACGCAAUCAACAAGAACGCCUCAGAGAGGUCAGCGAAGCACGAAAAGACGAGAUUCAAAAGAUCGCCAGUGAUGUUGAAGGUGUCACAGAUAACCUUCGACGCAUGAGGACGAGUAUCGACCGUGCGUCUGACGAGCUCGAGAUGCACGAGCCAAUCGGAACGGACGUUAACGCUAUCAAGCGUCUACAAGAUGAACUCAAGCAAUUCCAGCAUGGAGUGUUAGAGAACCUUUCCCGUCGAGUAGCCGGCCUCAACUCUGAUGCUUGUCAGCUGAUCCAGGGGGCUGGACCGGGUGUAGAUACCUCAGCCCUUGAGGCUGACCAAGAGUCACUCCUAGACAAGUGGAACACACUCAAUGCCAAGGUGUCAGAGAGGGACAGGAACCUAGACAAUGCCAUCCUGCAGUCAGGCAAGUUUAACGAUGCCCUCAAGAAUCUCAUAGAUUGGAUGAAGGAGACUGAAGACCUGGUAGCCAAUCAGAAACCCCCGUCACCUGACUACAAAGUUGCCAAAGCUCAACUGCAAGAACAAAAGUUCCUCCUCAAGAUGCUGGACGAUCGAGCCCCAAGUGUCAAGUCUGUUAAUGACUCCGGAGAAACCUUGCAGAAGAAUCUUGAAACUCGGGAACGAAAGGCAAUUGAAAACCAGAUCGCCCAGCUUGACAAACGCUGGAGCGAAUUGAACUUCCAGGCCGAACAGCGUUCAAAGACACUUGAGAACAUCGUAGGCGUUGCACAAGAAUUUCAGGAGGUCAGGGAACCACUCGUUGGUUGGAUGGAUGCUUCAGAGAAAAAGUUUGCAAGUCUUGAGCCAACCUCAAUGGAUGUGGACAAUAUUGAGGGGAUCAUAAAGACUCUAGGAGAUAUGGAGAAGGAUGUUAAAGGUCAGGAGGAAAAUGUGAAGAAGAUUGCAGCUAUAGGGAAGGAGCUACAGAAUCAGUGCAAAGGAGAUGACGUCAAGAAUGUCCAGCGAAAGAUUGAUGACAUACAAACACGCUACGGUGAGCUUGAAGACAAACUCACUGACACCCUUGAACAGAUGGAAGAGGCCUUGCCUCUAGCUCAGAAUUUCUCCGAGUCCCAUGCCAAGUUUAUUGAUUGGCUGGCGAAGAUGGAACCAAAAACAAGACAUAAGGAUACUAAUGAGACCGAGGAACAGGUCACGCAACUCCUAGAUGAGGUCAAAGAUAUCGAGCCAAUUCUCACUGCAAUGACUGAGGAGGGUGAAAAGCUAUCUGAACUUGCCCCAGGGGAUGCAGGAUUCAAAGUGGAAGACACACUCGCCAAGGACCGCAAGAGGUUUGAGGCUGUGAAUGAUGCCAUCCAGAAUAAGGCUGACAAAUACAGGGCCUCCAAGCUUAAGAAUGCUGAGGUUAUGUGCACAAUUGAUGACCUUAUUGAAUGGUUUGAUGAUGAAGAACAACUGUUGGGGUCAUGUGAGCCAAUCAGCUGUGAGCCUGCUAGGCUUCAGAAACAACUUGCUGAACAGAAGGCAAUGAACGAUGACAUUAAUGCUCAGAAAGUAAAAGCUAGAGACACCAUCGCAGCAGGCAAACGUUUAAUCCGUGAAGGCUCAAUGGAAGAUGAAGGCUCAUUGAACUCGAAAAUGGAAUCAUUAAAGCAGCGUAGUGACCAAGUCGCAAAAAUAGGCAGCGAUCGUCUUGUUCAGGUGGAACAAGCUAUGCCAAUGUCACGACAGUUCCACGAGGCCCAUGCUGACCUACUGACCUGGUUUAAUGAUGUGGAGCCUGCCAUUGCCCAGCUCAAGGUCAUGACCAUUAAUCAGGACACCGUGAAGAAACAGCAGGAUAGUGUCAAGAUAUUAAAACAAGACAUUCAAGACAAUAAACCACUGAUUGACCGCCUAAACAAGAGUGGUUUUGCACUGACCAAGCUGUCGUUGAGUCCUGCAGACGCAGACAUUCUUCGGGAAACCAUGGAAGAAGACAACAAGCGGGUGGAGGAGAUAAGACGUGCUGUGCGGGAACGAUCAAUGUCUAUUGAUGAGGCUUUGCAACAGUCUGCCGAGUUCACUGACAAACUAGAGAACAUGCUUGAGGCCUUGACCAGCACAGAAGAGCAAGUGACAAAUGCCGAGCCUGUGUCCGCCCAUCCCGACAAGAUACGUGACCAGAUUUCAGACAACAAUGCCCUGACAGAGGAGAUGGCAAUGCGCUUAUCUGCCCUCGAGUCCGUACAACUAGCUGCCCAGGAGUUGAUCAAACAGGCCUCAGACUCCCAAGACGAUGCUGUUAAAGAUGUGAAAUCGAAGCUACUGGAUCUUUGCAACUUGUACGAGAAAAUCAAUGAUGGAGCUGCAGCCCGUAACACGCGGCUGGAGGAAACCCUAGAAGUGUCAGACAAGUUCUGGGACGACCUUCACUCCCUAACACGAUCCCUAAAAGACCUAUCAGACACACUGGCCAAUCAGGAGCCACCUGCACUGGAGCCAUCAUUGAUUAGGGAGCAGCAGGAGACACUUGAGGCUCUCAGAGACAACAUUGAAGAAUCCCAAUUUGACCUUGAUGAGGUCCACCAAACUGGGGAGGCCCUGAUGUCCCUAUGUGGAAAACCAGACCGCCCUGAAGUGCAGAAACAUGUGGACGACCUUGACAAUAACCUUCUCUCUAUUACUGGGGAGUUUGACAGAAGGUCAAGGUCACUUGAAGAAGCACUGGAGAGAUCUAUGCACUUCCAGGAUCAGCUUAUGAAAACACUGGUAUGGCUACAGAAGCGUGAAGACAGACUAAAGGAGAUGGGACCCAUCGCUGGGAACUUUGAUGCCAUAAAGCAACAGUGGAGCAAGGUCAAGAAUUUCAAGCUUGAGGUAGACCCCAAACAUGCAGACAUUGAAUCCCUUAACCAGAAGGCCCAAGAGAUGAUCAAGGAUUCAAGCCCAGAUCAGGCUAUGGUUGUCAAGGAGCCUGUUGCCACGGUGAACAAGAGAUGGGAGGGGCUACUUGAGGGGAUUAGUGACAGACAACGUGACCUACAGCUGGCUAUGCUGGACAUUGGUCAGACAGAGCACGCCCUCAAUGAAUUACUAGCCUGGCUUGACCGCACUGACCAAACACUAGACGAGAACACCCCUGUGUGCGGGGAUAGGAAGAUCAUUGAAAUUGAGCUCGCUAAACAUAAGGUGCUGCAAAAUGACAUCCACGCCCACGAGCAAAGUAUACAGUCGGUACGUAACGCAUUCCAGAAGGGGGCGAACAAGUCUUCGACAUCAGCACGUAAACUUGACGACCUCACACGACUCUGGAACACUGUUCAGAAGAAAAGUGACGAUCGAAAGAAGGACCUUGAGGGUGCACUAAAAGAGGCCAAAGAUUUCUCAGAAGAGAUGGACCGUGUUUUACAACGGCUAGGACAGAUCGAGGGCAUGCUGAUCACCUCCCGACCAGUAGGUGGACUGCCCGAGACCGCCAAGGAACAGCUCGAGAGGUUCAUGAAUGAUAGAAAUAUGGGGGAAGUGCACAAUGAGUUACAGGACAUGGAACCAGUGGUUGCUAGGUUACAGCAGGAUGGUUCCAGGCUCGUGGCCAAGAGUGGUGACACUGCUGGGGCCGGUAUCAAACAGAAUAUGCACCUCCUCCAACAGACGUGGGAACACGUGAAGACACGGUCGGCUGAUAGGAAGACAAAGCUAGAACAAGCAGUAACUCAGGCAAACAGUUUCCAUGGUGACCUGAAUGAGUUCACUGGUUGGUUACUGGAGACAGAGAAUGCCAUCAACAACAUGACCCCUGUCAGCAGGGUGAUACCACACGUGUCCGAGCAGAUCAAACAACAAAAGGAGCUUCAAAAAGAUAUCGCCAGCCACCGUGAGCAGAUGAUCCGACUGGACAAGACCGGGACCCACCUGAAAUACUUCAGCCAGCGUCCAGAUGUGGUCAUCAUCAAGAACCUGCUGUCCAGUGUCCAGCAGAGGUGGGAGAAGAUCGUCUCACGGAGCGCAGAAAGGACCCGCCACCUGGAGAGGGGCUACAAGGAGGCUAAACAGUUCAAUGAGAUGCUUAGUGAUAUGGUGGCAUGGCUGGCAGAGUCAGAGAAAAAUCUCAGCAUUGACACUGCUAUUGGCAACGACCCCAUCAAGAUCAAGGCCCUCAUUGCGACACACAAGGACUUCCAAAAGAGCCUUGGAGCCAAGCAGCCCAUUUAUGACAAUGUGAAUCGUGCAGGCCGGUCACUGAAGGAGCGAUGCCCUGAGGACGAUGUUCCUAUCUUGGACAAGAUGUUGCAUGAACUCAAACACAAGUGGAACAAUGUCUGUGGAAAGUCUGUAGAUAGGCAACGGAAGUUAGAGGAGGCCUUACUGUUCUCCGGUCAGUUCAAUGAGGCCCUGCAGGCAUUACUGGACUGGUUGGCAAAGGUUGAGCCUGGCCUCGGGGAAGACCAGAUGGUACAUGGGGACAUUGACACUGUCAACAACCUUGUGGAGGAACAUAAGGCAUUCCAGCAAGAGCUAGGGGCCAGAGCGAACAAUGUUGAAUUCGUACGUAAGCGUGCCAAGGAGAUGUUUGAGAAAUCAUCGGAGGACAUGUCCCAGCAACAGGCUCAGUUGAUUGAGCUGGCGACCAUGUGGGAUCGUGUGUGUAAACUCUCGGUUAACAAACAGGAACGAUUAGAACAGGCACAGAAACUGGCUGAUGACUUCCACAAGAAGGCCCAGGGCCUGAUAGCCUGGCUGGCCUCUGCAGAGCGACAACUGCGAUACAAGGGCCCCAUGCCAGAUGACGAAUCAGAAAUCAUCAAACAAAUUGAGGAGCACAAGGCGUUUGAGGAAGAAUUCUUAAGACAGGAGGGGAUAUUGAGAGAGACACUGAAUAUCGGGAUGGACAUUAUGAAGAGGUGUAACCCUGAUGCAGUCUCCACUUUGAAACAUUGGUUGUCUGUUUUGAAAACAAGAUGGGAAGAGGUGAGUGGCUGGAGCAGACAGAGGGGUAACCGUCUCCGUGAAGCAUUGGCCACUCUUCGUCGUAACAACCAGCUGCUUGAGGAGCUGAUAGCCUGGCUGAACGGGGCGGAGACUAAACUGUUUAACGAGAAUGCGGAGCCCAUACCAGAUGAUGUGGACACCAUAAAUACUUUGAUCCAAGAACACCAGGACUUCCAGAAUGAGAUGUCGGGGAAGCAGCCGGAGAUUGACCAGGUUACAAAGAGUGACAGACGUCAACGCCACACUUCAUCUGCAGGCGAACCCGUAUCACAAAUCCCGCUGUACAAGGGGCUAUCUGGCCGGCGUACUCCUACACCUCAGAAAUAUGGAACACCAAGGCGAGGUCUUGAUGAUGGCCGUAAGACUCCAGAGUCUAACUAUAGGAACCCUCGUGUUGCUGCAUUGAACAACAAGUGGCGUCAAGUUUGGUUCUCGGCCAUAGAGAGACAUCGUCGCCUGCAGGAGGCACUAGACUACCUCAAUGAGUUGGAGAGAAUGAAGAACUUCAAGUUCGAUGACUGGCGUAAGCGUUACCUAACCUGGAUGCACCACAACAAGUCACGUAUAAUGGACUUCUUCCGACGACAGGACCGAGACAGGGACGGCAAGGUCACAAGACGGGAGUUCAUCGAGGGCAUCAUGGCUUCUCGAUUCAACACGACCCCUAUGGAGAUGGAAGCGGUGGCCAACAUUUUUGACCGCGACGGUGAUGGCUUCAUUGACUACAAGGAGUUUGUGUCAGCACUCAGACCAAACAGAGAUCCCUCACCUGUGAAUGACUCCGAGAUGAUUCAGGACGAGGUCAAGAGACAAGUCCACAAGUGUACGUGUGUCAAGCAGUACCGCAUACAUAAGAUUGGGGAAGGCAAAUACAGGUUUGGUGACUCCCAGAAGCUUCGUCUGGUUCGUAUCCUACGCAGCACAGUGAUGGUUCGAGUGGGUGGGGGAUGGAUGGCUCUAGACGAGUUCCUCGUGAAGAAUGAUCCUUGUAGAGUGGGUGUGUGGAGAAAGAACCGAUAUCGAUUUAAAUACCGCACCGCCUUGGCACAGGCCAAGGGUCGUACCAACACAGAGUUACGGGAACAGUUCACCCUGGCCUCGGGUGUCAGUCAGUCAAUGGCCGGUUUCGUGUCAAAGAGCCCAGCCGGCAGCUCGUAUUCCGGCAGUUCAACGUAUUCCGGAGCCACAUCACCAUUUAGCGCCCGGUCGCCUAGCAACGCAAGCCAUACUGGACCAAUUAUUAAGGUGCGAGAGAAGCCUGCGUAUAGCACCCCCUGGAGGACCAACAUGGCACGUUAUGGACCGGACGGCGAGGUCCAAAAUAUAUUGUCCACUCCCCGGUCAAAGAUGACCAGGACUGACCUCUUCAGUCCACGACAGAUGAAUAGUCCUGCCACCCCUGUGAGUCGCAGCUCCAGUCGUGCCAGCACGGGGAGUCGACCGUUCAGUCCAACAGGAAGUGAGACGUCGGAGAUUAGCGAGCCAGAAGUGUUCACGACGAUGCAGAGCGAGACGCGAAACAUCGGUGGUAGAAGUGAGACAACGCGAACAUACCAGACACAUGUUGUACAAACACGCAAUGUCACAACGCCCAGUCGCUCUAGUACCAGUACGCCCACCCGAAUGUCAAAAAUACCAAAAUUGACGCCAAAGAAACGAUGAUAAUAAAACUAUUAUUGAAUAAUUGAGUAAAAUUCACAUUGAUGAUUUUGACACUAAUAACUUAACAUUGACUAAUUGUGAGCUGUUGUAACAUGCCGACAAGCCAUUGUCUUUCAUGUUAUAGUUUAUUUAUCCCAUUGCUUGAUUUUCCAAUUGUUUGUUUUUCUAAGUUAUUUAACAGUAUCAGUGCCAAUGUGUUGAAUAGUUUUGAUUGGAUAAAAAGGUAAUUGUGGAAUCGGAUUUGUUGAAAGCUCUAUUUCUUAUUACGAGUGGGGACUUAGUGAUAAGUGAAACAGCUUCGACCAAUCAUGUGCUAUGGUGUAGAUAUUUAAUCACGCUAACUAGCUUGCACUGUCCGAUUAAUAUCAUGGAAACAAUCGUGACAAAAUAAAAUGAUAUUCCUGGAAAUGGCAGAAAAAUGUUUUUUUGUGUGUAAUGCAUUCCCAUGUAGGUGUUAAAUGUGUGCAAAUGUUUAGAAAGAUUGAUCGAGUCAUGCGAGCUGAAAGUUUUGAAUGUCUUUUUGGGGACCAAGAUAAUAGUUCUUUACUGAAUCGUUAUCAUAAAGAACAAUAUGAAAUAAGUCUAGCUUGAGAUCGUUACAAGGCUUAAUAUUUUUAUUUGCUAAAAUCUGCAUUUAUGACUUGCGUUAUAUAAAUUAAUUUUGAUAAAAACAAGUAAAAUUGUUGUCAUUUGUUGAGAGACGGUGCUUUGUAAUUUUACUAUAUUAACUUUCCUAUGCACAUUGCUCACGAGUCAAGCUGAUCUAUAGGUGUAAUUACGCUUCGUGUUAUCAUGUUUUGUUUAUAUAGUAAUAUUGAGUUAUUUUUGUAUCAUUUAUUUUUGUUCCUGUUCAGUUUAUUUUUCCGAGGUUGUUAUUUAAAUCUGUAUUUUACCAGAGCAUCUGCUUGUUGUACUAUUUCAUAGAUUAUCAUUCAAAACGGGGACAUUUUGAUUGUUAAUCUCUGAAACAAAUCGUAUGUUUAUUGACAUAUUUUUGCACACUGAUAAAACAAUGAAUUCACAUCAUUUAAGGUGUAUUAAUGAAGCAUUUGAAAUGGGGACAUUAAUUUCAGAUGUUUCAUACACAGCUUAAAUGAAUGUAUUUAUACAUUAAACCUUAUAUUUUUUAUCACUAGCAAAUUCUAAUUUGCUGUAAUUCUGCUAUCCCUAAUUUGUGCAUGACAUAAAAUUUAAAAUCAUAAACCAAGGUUGUGCUUCUUCUUCAUAUUAUUGCUGUAUUUUAAUGGAGGAAUGACCUUCCCCCUGUUAAUGCCGCUAAAAAUAGCAAAUCUUAAAGAUACAUGUAUUUAUAUAAUUGACACUGGAACAUAAAAUUGGCAGUUUUAUAAAUAAGCCCUAUAUAUUCUGUUAAUAUAUUGUUAUACAAUGCUGAAAGCGGUGAUAUUGUAAAUAUAAAAUGAGUAUACAUACAUGUUAUUAUCUGGUAUAAACAUUUGUAUUUUGGGAGGUGUUUAUAUUAUUAUGCUCUAUUUAUAUCGGAUACUUACUUGAAAACGUUUGCCACCAUUGAUAGCAUUUUGUAUUUUGUUAGGAUUACGAUCGAGAAUUUUUUUCUUUCUGUUUUUUUUUAGACAUUUGUCCUUUAUUUAUAGUGUGAUAUUUUAGAGCUUAGAGAUAGCCUUCAAUGUUAUUGCAAUAUGCAGAUAAUAAAACAAUGGCUAUACAGUCGAAACCUGUUGGCUCGAUAUUGCUUGGCUCGAUUUCCUCGUUGGCUCGAACUGGAUGUCAAGGACAGAUUUUGUUUUACUCUUUGUAGCAUUCCCGCUUUGCUCGAUAUUUGCGAGGCUUGAAAUAUUUUUGGCCAGUUUCUGGGAUAUCGAGCCAACAGAAUUUGACUGCAUUAAAUAAACUUGAAAAAUUGUAAGUGAAACCUCAAAUACGCAACUUUACAAUUAAAAUAUUUUCCUGUGACAGGGAAAGGCAUGUUCUAAAUGUGUUUAAAAUUGCUGGCAAAUGCUGAGUAAGUGUGCUUAGAGUUUUGUAAUGCUUAAAAUUGUAAGACAAAAGUGUGUAAACAAUAUGAUCAUAUAAAGAAUCUCAAAAUGUG